UUCAGGCAGCUCCCAGAGAAGCCCGAGAACACGUAUCUCUGCCAGAUCUACAACCUGACGCUCCUCUGCAUGGAGGAUUAUGUUGUUGAACCCCAGUCGGUGCAGUUCCUGGUGCAGCAUGGCUUUGACUUCAACAAGCAGUACUCCCAGGGGAUCCCUUACCACAAGGGCAAUGACAAGGGCAAUGAGAACCAGAGCCAGAGCGUUCGGACUUUUUUUCUGGAGCUCAUACGAGCAAAGAAGCCUCUCAUUCUCCAUAAUGGCCUGAUUGAUCUGGUCUUCCUGUACCAGUGCUUCUAUGCUCACCUCCCAGACAACCUCGGCACCUUCACUGCCGACCUCUCGGAAAUUAUAUACGAUACCAAAUAUGCUUCAGAGUUUGAGACUCGCUUUGUAGCAUCCUACUUGGAGUAUGCCUACAAGAAGUGCAAGCGAGAGAACUGCAAGCUGAAGGACUCCAGCGGCCAGCACCUCACUGUUGAGUUCUGCAACUACCCUGCCAACAUGUCCUGUUAUAUCGACUAUCGCCACUGCUCUCUGGAAGAAGAAAGCCACAAUGUGGGAGGGGGAAAUAAAGUGCCUGUCUGUGAGAAAUUUUCGGCCUAUGGCUGGUGUCCAAAAGGGGUGAAGUGUCCACAGUCUCAUAACAUUGACCUCAUAAUUGAUGAGGAUGACAAGCUUUGGGAGGAGAAGCGGAAGAAACGGAAGCACAAAUGGAAGCGUCGGAAGAACACAGAAGAGCCUGCUAAGGCGUUUGAACAGGAAAGCUCAGGGAAAGAAAUGGAGCUAGCUCAGAAUGGGGAGGAGGGACCGCCACGAAAACAGAGCUGCUAUGAGCCUGCAGCUGCUACAGAGCUGGCAGAGAUCACACCCAACAGUGAGGACAGGCCACUGGAGGAGAACUCCAUGGACGUGGAACCAGAGGUCAGCUCAGACACCAGCACACAACGGGAAGAGGACCUGGGGAGCACUGAAGGAACUGCUGCCCAGGUAGCAGCUGCUGUGAGCCCUUCUGCCAAGGGAAAUGCCUCUGACAGUGACCAAGUGGAGGGGAGGCCAGAGGUUCCCGCUGGGGUGGGCUCAGUCAAUCACCCAGACAUCCCUGAGACUGAAGCAGCAUGUGCUGCAGCACAGCAAAAGGAAACCCAUGGUCCACCUUCACAGGGCGGCACACACCGAGCUGGCUUUGAUGCAUUCAUGACUGGCUAUAUCAUGGCUUACGUCUGGAUGCUCAAGAAAGGAAAAAACACGGACGCUGGUGCAGGGCCCUGGUUGCCAGACUGCCACAAUAAACUGUACCUCAGUGGGAAAUCGGUGCCACUUCAAAUAGUGAAGAGCUUGUUUUCUAAAUCUUCCAAAGCUCACAGCCAGAAGAUGAAGGUGGCCUGGGCCAGUGGAUAGAGCUAGAGGACCCCUCCCUGAACUGGGCUUUUUUUUUUUCCCCUCAAGUUUUGAAGUUCUUUAUUCCAUCAAGAACUGACCAGAUGAGGAGCAAAUUUCUUACUCCUGUUUUUGUUUUAACUUCUGACCGAUUAAAUUGCUCUCAGUUGGA
Fulmarus glacialis (Northern fulmar) is the source of this 1552-nucleotide messenger RNA. RefSeq names its product target of EGR1, member 1 (nuclear) (gene TOE1). The transcript is spliced from 5 exons. The record is from RefSeq and is a predicted model, not a curated record. The annotation marks the transcript as partial. NCBI's taxonomy places the organism in Eukaryota, Metazoa, Chordata, Aves, Procellariiformes, Procellariidae. Gene Ontology annotation, cellular component: cytoplasm; Cajal body. Gene Ontology annotation, molecular function: 3'-5'-RNA exonuclease activity; metal ion binding; snRNA binding. Gene Ontology annotation, biological process: snRNA 3'-end processing.